AUGAUACGCGACUAUCAUCGCUGGAUGGGCGGUGUGGAUAUACAUGAUCAAUUGAGACUUCAACGGUACUCUCUUCAGCAGCAGACCAAGUGCAAAACGUAUUACAAAGCCAUUUUGCUGGGGCUUGUGGACAUUGCGUUGCGUCAGCCACAGAAUGACGGGUCGAAUCCUAUUCCGAGGUCACUUCCUGAUGCGCACGUAUCCCGUGAAAACCCCGACUUCCAAGCUAAUCAACGGGCAGCGCAGGCGCAGACAACGCCAGUCAAGGAUGAAGGCAGUGUUGGGGAAGGCCAGUGCUCCGACGACAAUGACGACGCCGCCAACGAGGAGGAGGGUGGCGUGGAUGACGGUGGAAAUGAUGCGGGUGAACUUACGGGCGCUGAUGAAUAG
Messenger RNA from Phytophthora infestans T30-4, 390 nucleotides. RefSeq lists its product as uncharacterized. The transcript is spliced from 3 exons. Bases 1 to 390 code for a protein of 129 amino acids. The record is from RefSeq and is a predicted model, not a curated record. NCBI's taxonomy places the organism in Eukaryota, Oomycota, Peronosporomycetes, Peronosporales, Peronosporaceae.